GCUCCGUCUGCGGGAAAUGUUUCUCACGCUCAGACGACAUGAAGAGACACCUCACCAUCCACACAGGAGAGAGGGUGAGCCACGUCUGUCAUCAGUGUGGGAAGACUUUCACCAGUCUGGGAGGGCUGAAGAAACACCAGAUGACCCACACAGGAGAGAAGCCGUUCCAGUGUUCCGAGUGUGGGAAAGGUUUCACUGCGCAGGGUAACCUCAAGAUCCACCAGCGCAUCCACACAGGGGAGAAACCGUACCAGUGUUCCCAGUGUCAGAAAAGCUUCUCCCGGCUGGCCCACUAUAAAGACCACCAGCAGACUCACCGGGAGGAGAAACCGUACCACUGCAAUGACUGUGGGAAAAGCUUCUCCUACUUCAAGUCGCUCAAGUGCCACCAGAUGAUCCACAAAGGGGAGAACCUCCACCACUGCUCCGUAUGUGGUAAAGGGUUUGCCAUCCGUGGCAACCUGAAGACCCAUCUGCAGACACACACCAAGGAGAAACCACACCAAUGCUCAGAGUGCGGGAAACGGUUCUCCCGAGCCCACGACCUGAAGAAACACAAGCUGCUCCACACGGGGCAGAAGACCUACCACAUUUGCCAGUGUGGCAAGAGCUUCACGGAGCUAGGGAACCUGCGGACCCACCAGAGAACCCACACCGGAGAGAAACCAUUCUGCUGUUCCUUCUGCGGCCGAACCUUCUUGCGUGCUGGAGACCUGAAGAGCCACCAGCGGACACACACCGGAGAGAAACCAUUCAUCUGCGCCAUAUGCGGGACCAGUUUUGCCCAAUCUGGCAACCUGAAAGUGCAUCAGAUCACACACACUAAAGAGAGGCCGUACCCUUGUACUGUCUGUGAUAAGGGGUUCACCACACCGGGGAGUCUGAAGCUACACAUGAGGACACACACCGGGGAGCGGCCUUUCCUGUGUAGCGCAUGUGGGAAAGGGUUCACGGCGUCAGGGCAGCUGAAGAGGCACCAAGAGUGUCACAUGAGAGACACUGUCCAAUCAUCUCCUAGUGAAGACACUGGGGUGGCGGUGGCUUCAAAAUAAAAGUCCUCUCUAAGCGGACUACGAAAUAACAGUACUGGAAACGUGCCAUUGUGUGUCUGAACUGUGAUCACGAUGGGAGGUUUUACUGCUUCAUGAUGUCCCUAAUGGGACACCAUUCCUUGUGGGCUCUGGUCAAAUGAGACACCAUUCACUAUGGGCUCUGGUCAAAUGAGACACCAUUCACUGUGGGCUCUGGUCAAAUGAGACACCAUUCACUGUGGGCUCUGGUCAAAUGAGACACCAUUCACUGUGGGCUCUGGUCAAAUGGGACACCAUUCACUGUGGGCUCUGAUCAAAUGGGACACCAUUCACUGUGGGCUCUGGUCAAAAGGACUGCACUCUAAAGGGAGUUGGGACACUAUUCACUCUGGUCAAAAGGACUGCACUAUAAAGGGAGUAGGGACACUAUUCACUCUGGUCAAAAGGACUGCACUAUAAAGGGAGUAGGGACACUAUUCACUCUGGUCAAAAGGACUGUACUAUAAAGGGAGUAGGGACACUAUUCACUCUGGUCAAAAGGACUGCACUAUAAAGGGAGUUGGGACACUAUUCACUCUGGUCAAAAGGACUGCACUAUAAAGGGAGUAGGGACACUAUUCACUCUGGUCAAAAGGACUGUACUAUAAAGGGAGUAGGGACACUAUUCACUCUGGUCAAAAGGACUGCACUAUAAAGGGAGUAGGGACACUAUUCACUCUGGUCAAAAGGACUGCACUAUAAAGGGAGUUGGGACACCAUUCAGGACACUAUUCCUCCCUUUUGCAGAACAUCAGUGGUUUACUCUGAGCUCAAAUAUGAGCUUUUUAAAGUGUCAGAAUGUGAUGUUUGACAAGAAAUUGUUAUUGGAGUCCUGAAUGACACCCAAUUUAGUGCACUACGUUUGACCAGGGCCCAUAGGGUUCUGGCUAAAAGUAGUGCACUAUAUAAUUAGGGAAUAGGGUGCCAUUUGGGACCCUGGUCUUAAUGGUAAAAUGUCAUCCAUCCAUUUAGAAUGUACACGAUCUGAUAUUGAUCAUAUAACAUGAUUCCCAAAUGGCACCCUAUUCCCUAUAUAGUGCACUAAUGUUGCUCAGAGCCUAAAGUAGUGCACUAUAUAGGGAAUAGGGUGCCAGUAGGGACACAAAACAGUGUAUAGUAUACUACAGUGCUAAUGAACAUUCUCUGGUAAACACAGUUUACUGAUUUUUUUUGUCUCUUUUAUUAUCUGAGUAUUGAUCUGAUUUUAAUAAAUAAACUAUUCUACUAUGUUU
Messenger RNA from Oncorhynchus gorbuscha (pink salmon), 2302 nucleotides. Its product is annotated as zinc finger protein 239-like. Gene Ontology annotation, molecular function: DNA-binding transcription activator activity, RNA polymerase II-specific; RNA polymerase II cis-regulatory region sequence-specific DNA binding. Gene Ontology annotation, cellular component: nucleus. The transcript has 6 exons. The coding region runs from base 39 to 1052 and encodes 337 amino acids. The record is from RefSeq and is a predicted model, not a curated record. Gene Ontology annotation, biological process: regulation of transcription by RNA polymerase II. NCBI's taxonomy places the organism in Eukaryota, Metazoa, Chordata, Actinopteri, Salmoniformes, Salmonidae.